CUUUCGCUUCUGCAGCAAAAUCAAGAAAAAGAGAAGCGUUCACGCCAUUUUUCUUAUUGUCAAAAAUCCCAACCUCAUUACCACAAUCGCUUCAUUUUCCACGGCCACACGCUUAUCCAAAGAGAGGAUUGUUGAACCAUCGUUCGAUUUCGCGGCUUGCUUGUGAUCGUCGCUUCAAUGGGAUUUUGCACAUUCAUUCACGGGCUUUCGACGUUCGUACUACGGUCCAAUUUCAGGUCUCUUGGAGUCGUCAUUUCAUGAAAAUUCGGGGGCAUCAGAACCUUGUUGAGAAGAGAAGACCCAAACGAAAGUCAUUCGGAAAUGAAAGAGAUAAACGAAGAGGAGAGUUCGAAUAUUCAAGGGCAAAUGCCUGCAUUGCCUACAAUAAAAUGCAGACACCGCAGGAUGUUUAUAAGAUGAUCACGUGCAUUUGA
This is a messenger RNA of Racocetra persica, 434 nucleotides long. Lineage: Eukaryota; Fungi; Glomeromycota; Glomeromycetes; Diversisporales; Gigasporaceae. The record is from the annotation of a GenBank genome assembly.